Messenger RNA from Aspergillus brunneoviolaceus CBS 621.78, 1635 nucleotides. RefSeq names its product putative ubiquitin ligase complex F-box protein GRR1. NCBI's taxonomy places the organism in Eukaryota, Fungi, Ascomycota, Eurotiomycetes, Eurotiales, Aspergillaceae. The record is from RefSeq and is a predicted model, not a curated record. Gene Ontology annotation, molecular function: protein binding. Gene Ontology annotation, biological process: SCF-dependent proteasomal ubiquitin-dependent protein catabolic process. The coding region runs from base 1 to 1635 and encodes 544 amino acids. The transcript has 6 exons. Gene Ontology annotation, cellular component: SCF ubiquitin ligase complex.
AUGAUGUCGUUCGGCAGCGAGCGGGCUUCCCUGGCAGUUCAGUUAAAUCUUCUGGACGCUCUCAAUCCCGCCCCCGGAUCUCACCCUUUCGAUCGGGCCCUGCCGCCCAUCGGACGGUUGCCUCCGGAGAUCUUAAUCGCCAUCUUCGCCAAACUGAGUUCGCCAGCCGAUAUGAUGAGCUGUAUGCUGGUCUGCAGAGGAUGGGCGGCAAACUGCGUGGCGAUCUUGUGGCACCGGCCAUCGUGCAACAGCUGGGACAACAUGAAGAGCAUCAGCACCACUGUGGGCAAGCCAAACAGCUUCUUUCCUUACUCGGACUUAAUCAAGAGACUGAACCUGUCCGCUCUCUCGGGCGACGUCAGCGAUGGAACGGUCAUGACCUUUGCUCAGUGCAACCGGAUCGAGCGAUUGACGCUGACCAACUGCUCCAAACUGUCGGACACCGGCGUGUCAGACCUGGUGGAAGGGAAUCGCCAUCUACAAGCGUUAGAUGUGUCGGACUUGGGGCAUCUCACCGACCACACUCUGUACACGGUGGCUAGAAACUGUCCCCGGCUCCAGGGGCUCAAUAUCACGAACUGCACCAAGGUGACGGACGACUCCUUGCUUGUCGUGUCUCGUAAUUGCCGACAGAUCAAACGGUUAAAACUGAACGGAGUCGCGCAAGUCACGGACAAAUCCAUUCUGUCGUUCGCUCAGAGCUGCCCGGCCAUCCUGGAGAUUGACCUUCAUGACUGCAAGCUCGUCACCAACAAGUCGAUAACUGCCUUGAUGGCGACACUGAAUAAUCUCCGUGAGCUACGACUGGCCCACUGCACCGAACUCGACGAUAUGGCGUUCCUGGAGCUGGCACCGCAUAUUACUUUGGACAGCUUGCGCAUUCUGGACUUGACAUCCUGCGAGAAUGUCAGAGACGCUGCCGUUGAGCGUAUUGUGGCAUCGGCGCCGCGCUUACGGAACCUAGUGCUCGCAAAGUGUCGGCUUAUCACGGAUCGCGCAGUCUGGGCCAUUUGCAAGCUCGGCAAGAAUCUGCACUACGUCCACUUGGGACACUGCUCCAACAUCUCCGAUGCAGCCGUGAUGCACUUGGUCAAGUCCUGCAACCGUAUCCGGUAUAUCGACCUGGCGUGCUGUACCCGUCUCACGGACGCAAGUGUGCAGCAGCUGGCUACGUUACCCAAACUACGGCGUAUCGGCUUGGUCAAGUGUGCCAACAUCACGGACAACAGCAUUCUAGCCUUGGCGGGUCCCAAGGCUUCCCAUCACUCCGCAGGAAUCAGUAGUCUAGAGCGGGUGCAUCUCAGUUACUGCACUUUCCUCACCCUCAGAGGAAUCCAUGCACUUGUCAACAGCUGUCCUCGUCUGACACACCUCAGUCUGACGGGGGUCCAGGAGUUCUAUGCGCGAAAAGAAUUGACCGAGUUUUGCCGCGAGGCGCCUCCCGAGUUCACACCCCAACAGCGCGACGUGUUCUGUGUAUUCAGCGGCGAUGGCGUGAACCACUUGCCGACCAUGUAUGAUGACGACGAGGAACUGGACGAGGAUGAGGGCCAGGUGACUGGCCUGAUGCGCGCAACGGCGGCCACGGCGAUUAACGACGACGAUUACAUUGACAUUGGACAUACACCCAGUUGA